This is a messenger RNA of Synchytrium microbalum, 465 nucleotides long. RefSeq lists its product as uncharacterized. The record is from RefSeq and is a predicted model, not a curated record. The transcript is spliced from 3 exons. Bases 1 to 465 code for a protein of 154 amino acids. NCBI's taxonomy places the organism in Eukaryota, Fungi, Chytridiomycota, Chytridiomycetes, Synchytriales, Synchytriaceae.
AUGGAAAAGCUCCGUAUCGAGGGCGAAGGACACAACGCUCGCGCUGAAAAGGCUGAAACUGAAGUCAAAUCACUCAAGUCCGAAUUGGCGAAAAAGGAAACAGAGACUCAGUCUCUAAACAAUAAGAUCUCGCUUCUACAACAAGAUUUGGAAAGGACUGAACGUCGUGUUGAUGAGCACAAAGUCAAGGCAGCAGACAGUGAAAAGGAAAACAGGGAUUUCGAAAGUCUACAACGCAAAAUACAAUUGUUGGAAACUCAACACGAUGACAAGGAACGUCAAUUGAAAGAUGCUACUGAAAAGGCACGAUCCUUGGAAUUGGUAUCUGAACAAAACGAACGCAAAGCAAAGCAAUUGGAAGGAGAAAGGAAUGACUUGGAGAAACGAUUGGAUGAAAUGACAUCCAAAUAUGCAGCCGUCAAACAAGAGCUGGAACGUACCUUAAAAGAGUUGGAAGGUCUAUAG